This is a messenger RNA of Triticum aestivum (bread wheat), 5067 nucleotides long. RefSeq names its product cysteine protease XCP1-like. The record is from RefSeq and is a predicted model, not a curated record. Gene Ontology annotation, biological process: proteolysis. The coding region runs from base 1 to 684 and encodes 227 amino acids. Lineage: Eukaryota; Viridiplantae; Streptophyta; Magnoliopsida; Poales; Poaceae. Gene Ontology annotation, molecular function: cysteine-type peptidase activity. The transcript has 2 exons.
AUGCUCUGUUGUGUGGCUGUUCUUCUCCUCUGCGUCGGCGUGUGCGUGGCUCGCAACAGCGACUUCUCCAUCGUUGGCUACUCGGAGGAGGACCUGUCGUCGCACGACAGGCUCAUCGAGCUGUUCGAGAAGUGGUUGGCCAAGCACGAGAAGGCGUACGCGAGCUUCGAGGAGAAGCUGCACCGGUUCGAGGUGUUCAAGGACAACCUGAAGCUCAUCGACGAGAUCAACCGGGAGGUGACCAGCUACUGGCUGGGCCUCAAUGAGUUCACCGACCUCACCCACGAUGAGUUCAAGGCCGCCUACCUCGGCCUCAGCCCCGCCACUUCUCGCCGGAGCAACAGCCGGAGCUUCAGGUACGAGAACGUGGCUGCCCAUGACUUGCCGAAAGCAGUGGACUGGAGGAAGAAGGGGGCGGUGACGGACGUGAAGAACCAGGGGCAGUGCGGCAGCUGCUGGGCCUUCUCGACGGUGGCGGCGGUGGAGGGGAUCAACGCCAUCGUGACGGGCAACCUGACGGCGCUGUCGGAGCAGGAGCUCAUCGACUGCAGUGUCGACGGCAACAGCGGCUGCAACGGCGGGAUGAUGGACUACGCCUUCUCCUACAUCGCCUCCAGCGGCGGGCUCCACACCGAGGAGGCCUACCCGUACCUCAUGGAGGAAGGCAGCUGCGGCGACGUGUAACGCCCCGGUGGAUCUCGAUCUAGAAAGGGGAUGAGGAAGGAGAGAACAGAGUAGGUGAGAGGCGUGGAGAAGGGGAGAAGGACUCGAUCAAAAUCUCGCUGCCUGUUUCCCGUGAUGCUUCGUACAUAAGUAGCUGCCCUUCCUGGGCUACCCUUACAUCGCCUCCGGCCCACACGCACGCACGGGCCCAAGGCCCACACACGCACACAUACGUUGCAGUUCAGUUAUGUGAAUAACUGACUGCACUCGAUCAGUCCGCUACUGAUGCAUCAGUAGGCGUGACAUUCUCCUCCCCUUGAGAUGAAGCUCCUUCCCAGAUGUAGGCUGAUGGGUAGCGCUCGCGAAGAACGGCGUAAUCUUCCCAAGUGGUGGCUGAUGGUGUCAUGUUUGCCCACUGGACACGGAGUUGCACAACUGGUGCAUCGCCCUUCUUCAUCAUCCUCCGCCCACGAUCGCCACUGGCUCUGUUUCACCCCCAGAGAGAUCAGGCACCCGCGGCAGCUCGGCGAAGACUGGGCGUGUAAUCUGGGGUGAAGGGUUUGAGCUGGGAGACUUGAAAUAUCGGAUGGAUACGGCUGUCUGGAGGCAACUGCAGGCGGUAUGCCAGGGUUCCAAUCCGCUCUGUUACUUCAAACGGCCCGAAGAACUUGUAGGAGAGCUUGCGGCACGGGCGGUUCGCGACGGUCGACUGCGCGUACGCCUGCAGUUUCAGGAGCACUUUCUCGCCGACGUCGAAGGCGCGCUCCGCGCGAUGACGGUCGGCUUGCUUCUCGAAGCGAGUUUGGGCGCGCGCGAGCUGGGCGCGCAACAUCUUUGUGUGUGCUGUCCAGUCCAGCUCCGGCGACGCCGCUUGAUCUUGUAGGGCGGAGCUCAGGUUUGGUAGGCCGCAAAGGUUCGGUUCCUUGCCGUACAGGGCCUUGAACGGCGAACAAUUGAGCGAGGAGUGAUGAGCGGAGUUGUACCAGAAUUCUGCUGCAGGAAGCCACUUGCGCCAUUGCCGUGGCGUGUCGUGCACCGCGCACCGCAAGUACAUCUCGAGGCAUUGGUUGACGCGUUCCGUCUGGCCGUCCGUCUGCGGGUGGUACGCCGUGGAGUAGAGCAGCUUGGUUCCCACGGCGGCGAGCAGUUCGCGCCACAUGGCGCUCGUGAAAAUCUUGUCGCGAUCCGAGACGAUGGAGUGAGGGACGCCGUGCAGCUUGAUGACGUGCUCCCAGAAUGAUCGGGCGACUUGCGCAGCGGUGACGGGGUGGUGUAGUGAGAUGAAGUGCGCGUACUUGGUUAGACGAUCGACGACGACCAUGAUGGCAUCAGACCCCUCUGAUUUGGGCAGCCCCUCGACAAAGUCCAUGGUCAGAUCAUGCCAAGGUUCCGUUGGAAUUGGUAGGGGUUGCAGCUUGCCUGCGGGGUGCGUGUGCUCGUGCUUGGCAUGCUGGCAGACGGCACACUGACGGACAAAAUCCUCCACGGCACGCUUCAGUCCAGGCCAUGCGAACAGUUUCCGGACGCGAUGGUACGUCGCCGUUGCGCCGGAGUGGCCCCCAAUAGCGCUGUGAUGCAGCGCGGCGAUCAGCUUGGUCUGUAGUGCAGAAUUGGCUCCAAUCCACAGACGCCCGCGCUGCCUGAUCAUGCCAUUCUGAAGCGUGCGCCCUUGAUCAUCCGUGGUGGUGACUGCCAGCUUGGCCAGUAGUUCUUGUGAUUCGGGGUCCGUCUCGUAGGAGUUCGCGACUUCUUGUAACCACUGUGGCUGACAAACUGAUAGUGCAUCCAGUGUCAAUAGAUGGCCCACUCUGGAUAGCGCGUCAGCGGCACCAUUGUCAACACCUUUCUUGUACCGAAAGGUGAAUUGCAGCCCCACCAUCUUGGACAUGGCCUUGCGCUGCAGCUCAGUCACCAGCUGUUGAUCCCCGAGCGUGUAGAGGCUCUUGUGGUCGGUGAGGAUUUCGAACGGAGCCCGCUGCAGGUAAGGUCUCCACUUGUCGAUGGCCAUCAUAACAGCCAAGAACUCCUUUUCAUACGUGGGCAACUUCUGGUUCUUGAUCCCCAAAGCCUUGCUGAGAUAGGCGACGGGGUGGCCGUCCUGGGUGAGCACCGCGCCCACUCCCGUGUCGCACGCGUCAGUCUCAAUGGCAAAAGGGCGAGAGAAAUCCGGAAGCGCUAGCACUGGUGUGCUCACCAUCGCUUGUUUCAGCAUGUCGAACGCCUGCUGGGCCUUGUCACUCCACUCGAAUCCUUUCUUGGUCAGGAGCUGGGUGAGCGGCUUCGCGAUGAUGCCAUAAUGUUGGACGAACUUGCGGUAGUAGCCGGUGAGGCCUAGAAAACCACACAAUUCAGUUGGUGUAGAGGGCACCGGCCAUGCCUGCAUCGCGCUUGUCUUGCUUGUGUCCGUGGCGACGCCGGACUGUGAAAUGACGUGGCCAAGGUACUCGAUGCUUUCCUGGGCGAAAGAACACUUGGAAGCCUUGGCGAACAGUUGAUGUUCGCGUAGCAGGUCCAGUGUGAGGCGCAAGUGUUGUUCAUGUCCCUGUAGAUCAAAGCUGAAGACCAGUAUGUCAUCAAGAAAAAUGAUGAUGAACUUACGGACAUAGCGGCCGAAUAUGCUGUUCAUCAGGCACUGGAAGGUUGCCGGCGCAUUGCAAAGGCCAAACGGCAUCAUCCUGAAGUGAUAGUGCCCGUGGUGGGUUUUAAAUGAAGUUUUCGCUUCAUCCUCCUCACGCAUGCGGAUCUGAUGGUACCCUGCUCGGAGGUCGAUCUUGGAGAAAUAUUUUGCUCCCGCAAGCUCAUCCAGAAGUUCAUCCACAAUGGGUAGUGGGAAUUUGUUCUUCACCGUAGGAGAAUUUAGUCGACGAAAGUCAACACAGAAACACCAGCUCCCAUCCUUUUUCUUCACAAGCAGGACCGGUGCUGCAUAUGGACUCAUGCUGUGUACAAUGACACCUGACUGCAACAUCUCUUGCACUUGCUGCUCGAUCUCAUCUUUCUGUGCUGGCGAGUAGCGGUAUGGCUUGGUGUUGAUGGGGGAGGUGCCUGGCUCCAGGUGUAUACCGUGAUCAUACUGACGAUGAGGAGGUAGGGCCUUAGGUUCAGCAAACACGUCCUGAUAUUCAGAGAGCACUUUCUGAAUCCUGGGAGGUACCGGCUCUGCAUUCACUUUAUCUGACAGCUCAAUCGUGACCAGUGCUGCUGUCCAUAUGUCAUUGGCGACUUCCAUGCGGUGAAGUUCGUAAGCAUCCAGUCCGGCUGUGAGGGAGAGGUUGGUGGUGCGAACCCCUUGUAGUUGCACCGUCUUGCCCUCUGUUUCGAAUGAAAUGCGCUUCAGUUUCCAGUGACAGUUCAUCGGGCUGUGGUCAGAGAGCCAAUCCAUGCCCAAAACUGCGUCAUACGCACUCAGCUGUAAUACCCGCAGAUCAGUGUGGAAUGUGUGUCCUGGCACUUGCCAUGCCAAUUGCUUCACCACCUUGUUACAGUGCAGGCGUUGGCCAUUUGCUACCCGAACAUAGACAGGCGGCAGUGCUUGGGUGUCGACCGCAAUGCGCUGAACGAACGCCUCGCUGACGAAGCUAUGAGAACUGCCCGAGUCCACCAGAAGUAGCAUCACUUGAUCCCCCACUUGUGCUCGAAGGCGAACGGUGGACGGCGCGUCUUCGCCGGAGAUCGCAUGCUGUGAUAAGGUACAACACUCCGGCUCGGGCAGGGCCGGCUCAUCAAGCAAUUGCAACGCGUGCACGGUGUCAUCCGAGAGGAUCUCGCCGAAAUCACCCACUUCAAUCAUCAGUAUUUGUCCCGUGCGCUUGCACUGAUGUUCGCGGGAGUAUUUGUCGCCACAGCGAAAACAAAGCCCGUUGGCUCGCCUGAAUUCGCACAGCUGUCGCUCGUGUGCAUACUCGUCGCCUCCCGGUCGUGCGGCAGGCGCUGCACGCGCCUGAUUGUGGUUGGGUGCUGCUGGAGGUGGCCUGCCCACUGGAACAAUGCGUGGUCGCUGCAGCCGUUGCUUCUCCAGUUCUUCUUCCUGGAUCCUUGCGAAAACAGCUACGCGUGUGAUGCUUGUUGGGGCCUGCAAACGGACGCCCAGUCGCAGUUCAUCUUUCAGACCGAGAAGGAACUGGGAGAUGAAGAAUUGUGUGCUCAAGGUUGGAUCCAGAGACAAUAGGUGAUACAUGGAGGUCUCAAAUUGCUGGCGAUACUCCUGUACACCCCCAGUCUGACGCAAUUGCACUAGCUGAUGCAUCUGAGCUUCAAAUUCUUCUGGUCCGAACUCUGCUUCCACUGUUGUUCUGAAGGCUGGCCAUGACAGAGCAGGGUGCGUCUGUCUGUACGCCUGAAGCCACAUGGCUGCGAGCCCAUCCAUGUACAGGCCGGCGGUGGCAACCCAACUGUGCUGCGGCA